CGCCGGGUACGUGAUAGUGGCCGGCUACGCGCUGAGCGCCGCGCUACAAAUCUACCUCCUGUUCCACGCCAUGAACCUGGCCUACAUCUCCUGGGACCGGAAGUGUAACCCGCCGUCUACAAGCGAGCCCGGCGGUCCCCUCAUGCUGCAUGUGUACGGCCCCUAUGGCCGACUCGCCACCGCCCCCCGCCCCACCCACCACAACGGCCUGACCUUCUCCUGUAGCGUGGCCAACGUGACGUCACUGGACGGGCUAGCCGGGGCCACUCUGGGCGGUGGGGGUGAGGGGCAGGUCGGUGGUCAGUCUGGUGGUCACUCGGACCUGUCUCCCUUGGAUACCCAGUUGUACGAUCUUCCACGAGGGUCUCCCGUCCACACAGAGUUGUACGAUGAUCUUCCACGAGAGUCUACCACCAACAGAGAGCUGUACGAUGAUCUACUACGAGAGUCUACCACCAACACAGAGUUGUACGAUGAUCUACUACGAGACCCUACCACCAACAGAGAGCUCACUGAUGACCCCCAAGAGACCCCCGUGGACAGAGAUACUCAAACUCCCACAACUUCCGGUCCGACAGAUCCGCUUCACCCACCAAACGAUCGUGCCGCCCAAGACAAGGUGAGGGAAGUCUCUCACACCGACGUCUCUCCAUCUAGGAUUCUGUUAUCUUCUCGUGACCGUUACAAGCCUCCACAACACCAUAGACGUCCAACUGGGGACCGCUCGAAGGCGGAUGAUUCAAACCCUGACCCCUCUCCCUCCCAGCCCCCGGCCGAGAAGACUGACCUGGGCUCACUUGACCCGGACACGGUACAGUCCAUCUGCGCAGACGUGGAGAACCUGAGCUAUGUCUACGCCUUCUCCGAGUCCAACGACAGUGUCAGCUUUAUCUGCUGCAAGGCUCUCUUCCGGCACGCCCACUCCGACACGCAUGAUGGCCACCCCUCCACUUCCGACCACCCCAUGACGUCAGACGUGGGUAGCCAUGGUCGUCUGCCAACUGACACGUCACGUGGCCAGGAGCUCCGCCCGCCGGCCGCCCUGAGCGUGUUGCUGACGUCACGAGAGACGGGCGGGGCGCACGGGGAGCUACAGCUGACCCUGGACAGUGACCUAGUUCCGCCGGGUGACGUCAUGCCGCCCGGUAGAGAGGACUGCCGGUACAAAGUGGCCG
Messenger RNA from Aplysia californica (California sea hare), 1175 nucleotides. RefSeq lists its product as uncharacterized. NCBI's taxonomy places the organism in Eukaryota, Metazoa, Mollusca, Gastropoda, Aplysiida, Aplysiidae. The record is from RefSeq and is a predicted model, not a curated record.